UGAAGGGUUAAACAUGUCAAUAUGCGAUUUCUCUAUAUUUCACCCUAUGCAGCGCAAAACUGCACAAAAAAAAAGUAGUGACAUGCUGCAGAUCUGGACAGAAAACCCUCCUGAUUUCUGCUUGGUGUGAACUGUAUUUCAGCAGCAGACGGUUGGUGAACUGUGUCCCUGCCGUCAUAUAGAUACCACACAGCAGAGUCACAUGAUCCGUGCCCAGGACGCCGCUCAGGAAACGCACCGUUUUUCCAUCCCCGGCGAUGUUUUCCCUUGAAUCCUGGAGGCUGAUUCACACCACGCUGUAUUCCCGGCAGUGAUUCGGCUGUUUGAAAUCUGGUUGCUUUUCCCUAGUACGGUGAGAGCCUCUGACAGCCGAGCGGCGGCCACUCCUCUUCUGCAGAGAGAUUUCCUCAUCCUCCAACCAGCAGCCUCCAUUCCACUGUACUGUCAAAAUGCAGGCUGCACCCACACAUACUCCGCUCCGUGCCACCGACACAUUACCAUUCUGCUAAGGUCUACAGGUUGGCUUUACUCUCUAGUCAUCUGUCACCGCAGUGCUGAGAUUUCCCUACAGGAACGUGCGCUGCGGCAGGAUCCUGGCAGCCAUACGGAGCCUUCUACAAGCCGCAAACCUCCAGCUAAGGAACCUGAUUUCCUUUCGAAGCUAAAUAUCCACGGGCAUCAGCCGUCGGCGUCCUAAGCUGCGUCUGCUUCUUGGCUGAGACCGAAGGAAAUACAUCUUAAGCUGGAAAUCCUUGGGAGAAGCCACGCCGAUCCGGGCCAGAGACCAAACAGAUGCCUAUAGGUUUCCCCAGACGCAUCGGGAAGAUGUCCUGACGAGGAUAAUGAAGACGAGCGUUACAGAAUUACAGGUGUCAGACGACGCGCUCGACAUUCUGCCGAGAAGAUUCUCAUGAAGGGAGACGCUCGCGAGGUCUUCUCUCUCUCUAAAAGAAACAUCAUGAGACCUUGUCCUAAAGAUGGAGACGCAGGUCCACUAAUUCAUGUCUAGCCGGAGAGCCCAGCGCCGGACGUGAUCGUGAGGAUUUUCCUUCUUCUUCUUAUAGGACAAGGUUGGUCUACAGAGAAACAAAUUCUAGAGGUGUCUAGAAGGUGGAGAAGAUGCCAUCCAUCCUGGUGGCUUCCAAGAUGAAAUCCGGACUGCCCAAACCGGUCCACAGCGCCGCGCCGAUCCUUCACGUUCCCGCAAGGACAAUCCCACAGCCUUGUUACCUGAAAUUAGGGAACAAGAUAGAAGUGUCCAAGCCGUCCUACACCACCGGCCAGAUCCCGCUGAAGCCAAACUUUGGUUACGAGUCCACGGGAGAAGCUCUGCCCAUCAAGAAGACGGACUCUGACGAGAACGGAUUCGACACACAGAUUUACACGGACUGGGCGAACCACUACCUGGCGAAAUCCGGGCACAAGCGUCUGAUCAAAGAUCUACAGCAAGAUGUGACGGAUGGGGUGUUGCUGGCAGACAUCAUCCAGGUUGUGGCGAACGAAAAGAUUGAAGACAUCAAUGGCUGCCCCAAGAACCGGUCCCAAAUGAUUGAGAACAUUGAUGCCUGCCUGAGCUUCCUGGCAGCUAAAGGAAUUAACAUACAAGGCCUGUCAGCCGAGGAGAUCAGGAAUGGGAAUCUGAAGGCGAUCCUCGGCCUGUUCUUCAGCCUCUCGCGUUUCAAGCAGCAACAGCAACAAACGCAGAAACAGAACUAUCACCAGCCGACUCCAGCACCGCAACAUUCAGGAACGCCAAACCAGUGCCAGCAGCCAUAUCACCCCUCCUCCACCCCCCAUGCCCAGCCCUAUACACCCCCUCCAGUCCAGUGCCAACAACCGCAGCAACCUCCCCAGUCACAGAGCAAAGCACAAGGAGAGAUGCACUCCAGGCUCCCAGGUCCCAGCACCAGGACGUCGGCUGCAGGCAGCGAAGCCAAAACCCGGGGGCCGGUCGGUGGGAACAGGCGCAGUCAGAGUUUUAAUAACUACGACAAAGCCAAACCGGUGAAUCCUCCCGCAGCUGUGACUGAGAAAGAGUCGGCGGAGGGCACGGUGUCGCAGCAGACGGGGAUGAACGAGAAUGUCCUCUCCUCCAGUAGUAACGCCUCAGCCAUACCCCAACCCAACUCCACCAACAAACCAUGGCGGAGCAAGUCCCUCAGUGCUAAGCACACCACCACGUCUUCCAUACUGUCCGUGAAGCAGACGGUGCCGGAUAGUCCGAAACAACCUCAAGAACCUCUGAAGCCUUCGCCCAACACCCAGAAAUCCAUGCUGGAAAAACUCAAGUUAUUCAAUAGUAAAGGGGGCUCCAAGACGCCCGGGUCAUCUCUGGAGGAGUCUCGGGACACCAGCUCUGAACGUCUUGACCAAUUUACUGGCCCCGAAGAAGCGGAAGAAAUGGAAACCUGUGUGAAGAAUUCCAACAGCAUAAGCCCGUCUUCGAAUAGUCCUAAGAUAGCACUGAAGGGCAUAGCCCAAAGGACGCUGGGCCGGGCAUUGACCAACAAGAAGAGUUCCCCAAAGGGCAACGAGAAGGACAAGCAGAAGGAGAAGAACAAAGACCUGGCCAAAAGAGCGAGCGUGAGCGAGAAGGCCGAGGUGAAGGAAGAGUCCAAGGAAGAUCCGGUCCCCGCGUCUACCGACAUGCCAAAAAAGUCCUCAAAGAUCGCCAGCUUCAUCCCCAAAGGGGGCAAGAAGGACGUCUCUGCCCCUGCUCACAGCGGAAUACCAAAACCAGGAAUGAAAACCACCCCAGGAAAAUCCUCAAGUGCCCCAGGGUCGGCCAAGGAAGGGGACAGGGGCCGCAGCGCAAAGACCGGUUCAGGGCUUUCUCUUCAGAAGAACCAACUUGACAACCGAAAUUCUAGCUCCUCCACGUCAAGCUUGGCCUCCUCUGAAGGGAAGGGGGCAGCUACAGCGGGCAAUGCCCAAUCCGUCAAUGGGACGAGCACUGUUACACAGACUACAGGAAGUAACACAGUCAGCGUUCAGCUACCUCAUCCUCAGCAGCAGUAUAAUCACCCAAACACCGCCACCGUGGCACCCUUCAUGUACAGGUCUACAGACAACGAAGGGAACGUCUCGGUGGAGAGCGGCACGGGAGGGGUCCACAUGGAGCCCCCGCUCUAUAACAAGACAGGGACGUCCUGCCUGGAGGAUCUGUCCGGUGAAGAUCCAGAGACCCGUAGACUGAGAACAGUGAAGAACAUUGCGGAUCUCCGGCAGAACCUGGAGGAAACCAUGUCCAGCCUCAGGGGAACCCAGAUCAGCCACAGCACAUUGGAAACCACGUUUGACAGCAACAUCACGACUGAGAUCAGCGGCCGCAGCCUCCUCAGCCUGGCCUCCCGGCCCACCCCUCUGUCAUGGCGGCUGGGCCAGUCCAGCCCUCGCCUGCAGGCAGGAGACGCGCCCUCUAUGGGCAACGGGUACCCUCCGCGGGCCAGCGCCAGUCGCUUCAUCAACUGCGAAUCCGGCCGUUAUGUGUACCCAGCGCCGCUCCGGAGACAGCUGGCUACAAGAGGCAACAUGGGGCACGGCGACGACAAGGGGGACGAGAUGGACCUGGAGAGCGUCAGCGCCGACCCCACCGGCUACAUGAGCGACGGCGACGUCCUGAGCAAGAACAUCCGAAGCGACGAGAUCACCAGCGGUUAUAUGACAGAUGGGGGACUGGGACUUUACACCCGAAGACUGAAUCGUAUGCCUGACGGGAUGGCGGCCGUGCGGGAAACACUUCAGCGGAACACGUCCAUGGGACAAGGAGAUGCUGACAGUUGGGAUGACAGCAGUUCGGUGAGCAGCGGGAUCAGCGACACCAUUGACAACCUGAGCACAGAUGACAUCAACACCAGCUCCUCCAUCAGCUCAUACGCCAACACGCCAGCGUCCUCCCGGAAGAACCUGGAUGUGCAGACCGACACAGAAAAACAUCUACAGAUCGACCGCAACCAACUCUGGACCGGCGAUGACUUGAAGAGAUCGGAUGUCGACGGAGUGAAGAUGGAGUCUAAAUGGAGGAAGAAUCCCUCAGACCUGUCUGACGAGUCCGAUAAAAGCAACUCGGGAAGGAAGAACACGGUCAUAUCCCAGACAGGAUCCUGGAGGAGGGGAAUGACUGCUCAGAUGGGCAUCACGAGCCCCCGCACCAAGUCCACCACAGGAGCUCUGAAGACACCAGGGACAGGAAAAACAGAUGAUGCAAAAGUAUCAGAGAAAGGACGACUGUCUCCUAAGUGCGGCCAGGUGAAGCGCUCGCCGUCAGAUGCAGGUCGCAGCAGUGGGGACGAGACCAAGAAAUGCCUGAGCAAUUCCUCUAGGACAAUCACGGCCAACACCAAUACCUUUGGGUUUAAGAAGCCAGGGAGCACGGUGGUUGGCAUGCCUAUAAUCACCACCAGCGGGGCAACCAUCACCAGCGGCUCAGCCACGCUAGGUAAAAUGCCAAAGUCUUCCGGCCUCAUGGGCAGGUCCUCCAACAACCGGAAGGCCAGUGUGGAUGGAUCGCACAAUGAUGACGGAUACCUGCAGCUCAGUGCCAGAACCAAUCUCCAGUACCGCAGUUUACCGCGUCCCAGCAAGUCACGCAGCGGCACCGGUAAUCGCUCCAGCACCAGCAGCAUUGACUCCAAUAUCAGCAGCAAGUCAGCCGGUCUGCCUGUCCCCAAAAUGAGAGAGACCAGCAAGAUGACUCUGAACAAUUCUGUGUCUGGACUGAUGAACCAAACCGACCGCGAAAAAGGGAUUUCAUCAGACAACGAGAGCGUCGCCUCCGGUAACUCCAUUAAGAUGAACCCGGCAUCACAGGGCGUCUCCAAUGGCGCCCGCCAACAAGGGAGCAAGUAUCCCGAUGUGUCGUCCCCCACACUGCGCAGGCUUUUUGGCGGUAAGCCGAAUAAACAAGGUCCGGUCACCACCUCGGAGAACAUGAAAAACUCAAUGAUUAUCUCCAACCCCCACGCCACCUUAAACUCCCAGUCCCACCCGGACUCCCCCUCCGGCAGCGGUAUCCUAAGCAGCGGGGGUAGCAGCCCGCUGUACGGUAAAAAUAUGGAUCUGAACACGUCUCCGCUGGCGUCCAGCCCCGGCUCCGCUCACUCUGCACCUUCUAAUAGUCUAACAUGGGGCACCAACGCCAGCAGCUCCUCCGCGGUCAGUAAGGACGGUCUGGGCUACCAGUCGGUCAGUAGCCUCCACACCAGCUGUGAGUCCAUUGACAUAUCCCUGAGCAGUAACAACUCGCCCAGCGCCCUGACGGCCUCGCCCCGGGAGGACUCUAUAUCCGCCUUCGUGAGGACCAAUAGCGUGAAGACCGCCAUGUCCGAGAGCCCUCUCUCCUCCCCUGGUGCUAGUCCUAAAUUCAGCAGAAACACCCUCCCCAGGAAGCAGGACAGUGAUCCGCAUCUCGAUAGAAACACUUUACCUAAGAAAGGAUUCAGGUACGCUCCGUCAUCUCAGCUCCGGCACCAGGAUGACAAUAAGGAAUGGCUGCGCUCCCAUUCGUCCAGCGGGCUCCAGGACACGGCCAGCAGCUCCCCGUUCUCACCCGGCUCCAGCAUCACCUCGCCCUCCGGCACCCGAUUUAAUUUCGCCCAGCUCGCAAGUCCUACGACGGCCGCUCAUAUGACUUUAUCCAAUUCCACCAUGCUACGGACUCACAGCCUCUCCAACACGGACGGCGAACACUACGGCGAACCGCGAUUCCGAAACAGCUCUAUGUCUCUGGAUGAGAAGACGAGAACCAUGAGCCGUUCUGGAUCAUUCCGUGAUGGCUUUGAAGAAGUUCAUGGAUCUUCGCUCUCUCUGGUCUCCAGCACGUCUUCUGUAUACUCCACUCCGGAAGAGAAGUGCCAGUCGGAGAUCCGCAAGUUACGCAGAGAGCUGGACGCCUCCCAGGAGAAAGUAUCCGCCCUGACAACCCAGCUGAGCGCCAAUGCUCAUCUUGUCGCCGCCUUCGAACAAAGUUUGAGCAACAUGACGAUCCGGCUGCAGAGUCUCACCAUGUCGGCAGAGCAGAAGGAUUCAGAGCUGAAUGAGUUAAGGAAAACCAUAGAACAACUGAAAAAGCAGAAUGCUGCGGCGCAGGCGGCCAUCAACGGAGUCAUCAACACCCCGGAGCUCAGCUGCAAAGGAAAUGGUACAACGCAGUCAUCUGACCUGCGGAUCCGACGGCAGCACUCGUCCGACAGUGUCUCCAGCAUCAACAGCGCCACAAGUCACUCCAGCGUAGGCAGCAACGUGGAGAGCGAUUCCAAGAAGAAGAAGAAUCGGAAGAACUGGUUGAGAAGCUCCUUCAAACAAGCUUUUGGCAAGAAGAAGUCGCCCAAAUCCGCCUCUUCCCAUUCCGACAUCGAGGAAAUGACCGAUUCCUCGCUGCCGUCUUCGCCCAAGUUACCACAUAACGCCAUUCUGUCUACGCCGCUCAUGAGGAGCUCGCAGUCCAGCUCCAUACGGAGAUCGAGAAGCUGAAAACCGAGAACGAUCGCUUGAAGGCAGAAAAUACUGGGAAGUGCAGCAGGGUCCCCUCUCAGAUCUCCAUCUCCUCCUCCCCAAGACAUUCCAUAGGAUUCCCACAGCCCGGAAUCACCAUGACGGAGUCCUCCAGCCUCGAUAUGAUGUUGGACGACUCCACCGAUGGCACCAUGCGCAGGGAAAGCCGCCACGUGAAGAUCGUUGUCAGCUUCAUGGAGGAGAUGAAGUGGAGAGAGGAAUGCCGGCCUCGGAUCUUCCUUAUUGGUUGCAUCGGUGUUGGCGGUAAAACUAAAUGGGACGUUCUGGACGGGGUGGUCCGGAGGUUGUUCAAGGAAUAUUUAGUUCACGUGGAUCCGGUGACACAACUGGGGCUGAACACCGACAGCGUCCUCGGUUACAGCAUCGGGGAGAUCAAGCGGACGACCACAGCCGGGACCCCCGAGCUGCUCCCCUGCGGAUACCUUGUGGGGGAGAACGACACCAUUUCUGUGUCUUUGAAAGGUCUCUCGGAGAACAGCUUGGACAACCUGGUGUUCGAAACCUUGAUCCCUCGGCCGAUAUUACAGCGUUACGUCUCCUUGUUGAUGGAACACAGAAGAAUCAUAUUGUCCGGCCCCAGCGGGACGGGGAAAACCUACCUGGCCAACCGUCUGUCCGAGUACAUGGUGCUGCGCGAGGGGCGGGACCUGACGGACGGGAUCAUCGCCACUUUUAACGUGGACCACAAGUCUAGUAAGGAGCUGCGGCAGUAUCUCUCCAACCUGGCCGAUCAGUGUAACAGCGAGAACAACGCGGUGGACGUUCCCCUGGUCAUCAUCCUGGACAACCUGCACCACAUCAGCUCGCUGGGCGAGAUCUUCAAUGGCCUCCUGAACUGCAAAUACCACAAAUGCCCGUACAUCAUCGGCACCAUGAACCAGGCCACGUCCUCCACCCCCAAUCUGCAGCUUCACCAUAACUUCCGGUGGGUGCUAUGCGCCAACCACACCGAGCCCGUCAAAGGUUUCCUCGGCCGCUAUCUCCGGAGGAAGCUGAUCGAAACAGAAAUGAGCAACCGAACAAGGAACGUGGAGCUGGGGAAGAUCAUAGACUGGAUCCCCAAGGUCUGGCAACACCUGAACCGCUUCCUGGAGACUCACAGCUCCUCAGACGUCACCAUCGGACCUCGUCUUUUCCUGUCCUGCCCGAUGGACGUGGACGGCUCAAGGGUCUGGUUUACUGACCUGUGGAAUUACUCCAUCAUCCCCUACCUGCUGGAGGCGGUCAGAGAAGGGCUGCAGCUGUAUGGCAGAAGAGCCCCCUGGGAAGAUCCUGCCAAGUGGGUUAUGGACACCUACCCCUGGACGGCGGUGCCCCUGCAGCACGAGUGGCCGCCUCUUCUCCAACUGCGACCGGAAGACGUUGGGUUUGACGGUUAUUCUGUGCCAAGGGAGGGGGCUUCCAGCAAGCAGGCCCCAUCUGGAGAGGGGGACGGAGAUCCUCUGAUGAACAUGCUGAUGAGGCUCCAAGAAGCCGCUAAUUUCUCCAGCCCGCAGAGCUACGACAGCGACUCCAACAGCAACAGCCAUCACGACGACAUCCUGGACUCCUCCCUGGAGUCUGCGCUAUGAUGACGGUCGCCCAGGAUAUCAAUGACACUUUAGGCUUUCAUACGGGGGCGCUGGUCGCCGGACCCUUUGUUACAAUGGAGGCUGCACUACUCCUUACAUGCACCGGGCCGAAACGCUUGAAACGCUGACAGGACAGGGGCCCCUGGAUGGUACACUGCCUAUGCUGCUCUAACCAAACACACAGGGGGACUGGUCGUGCCAGCUUCACUAGGUGACCUCAGUGCAGAUAGUCGCUGACUACGCUGCUUGCCUUCGCUCUCGAUGUCUAUAAACCGGUGCUGCUGCUGGGGAGGGGGGGAGGGACGUCUGCCGCAAACACUCUACAGCUAUGCAGGGCGCUCUCUCUGUUCCCUGAGCGCGAAAAAGGGCUUGCCGCCAACGCCAGGUACCAACCGCUGACCAGGAAUGAGACCAAACCAAAAAACUGAACCACCACCUCUGCUGUCAUCGGACGGGGGGAUCAUUAGACCAUGCAAAUUGCUGUCCUUCCCCCUCCUCCCAAAUGGACACAAACCUUUACAUUUUUUUUGCCCGUUUCGAUAUCUGUUCCCUUCACAGUAAACUGUCACCCUAUCCCUUAUUGCAUUGUUUUUCAAACAGUGUGCCUCCAGCUGUUGC
Messenger RNA from Hyla sarda, 8702 nucleotides. It is a transcript of the gene NAV2, whose product is annotated as neuron navigator 2. Gene Ontology annotation, biological process: neurogenesis; nervous system development. The record is from RefSeq and is a predicted model, not a curated record. Gene Ontology annotation, molecular function: ATP binding; protein binding; ATP hydrolysis activity. NCBI's taxonomy places the organism in Eukaryota, Metazoa, Chordata, Amphibia, Anura, Hylidae.